AUGCUCAUCAUCUGUGCUGUGAUCGGGCUAUAUGGUAGGGGACCAUAUUCUCGAACAAGACCAUGUGCUCCGAAGCCAUGUCCUGAUGACUCGAAUGCCUGUGCUGAGGGAUAUUCACUCUACCCCAACUCCAAACUCAAGGAAGUUCUCUGUGGAAAUGUGACUCUGCCGAGUGACUAUGUGAUGCCAAAGUGUCGAAUCACAAAAGUCCUCGCAAAUUGUGCUUUCCCAAAUCUUGGCAUUUGGAGUGGCUGGAAAUCGACGGCACCAUGCACGGCAACCUGUGGACUCAACGGAAUGGUCACUCAGAAUAGAACUUGCUUGUCGGAAAGCAAAGGCCACAAAUGCACCGGCUCCUCAACAAGAACGAUUCAUUGUCCCAAACUCGCCUGUCCAGGAGAUGUGUGUGCAUUGGAUACGAAAGCGACAACGAAGAAGCCGACCACAACGACAACGACAAAGAAAACGACAACGACAAAGAAAACGACGACAUCGACAACAACCACAACUACGACCACAACGACACCAGCGCUACCAUGUGUCACAACUUCGGUACCCACCACAACCUAUGCCGAUUGUGCAGCUGUUGGUGGUGGCUUCAUUGAUGUCGGUGGAUCGUGUUAUCAAGCAAUCUUCAUCAAUGACUCUUACAUUGGUGGAGCUAGAGCCAAAUGUCAGGCAUUGAAUCCCAAUGCUGACUUGGGCACGAUUCGAUGUGAUUCGGAGAAUACAGGAGUUGCCAAUCUUGUACCAGCUGAUUUGAAGACUCAAUGUUCAACGUUUGGAAAUUUCUUCUAUAGUCAAAUGUUAUUGGGGAUUAACAAUGUGACAACGACGAGUGGGAUUGCCUGGUCAAAUGGUGCCAACUCGACUUAUCGAAACUGGGCCCCAGGAGAGCCAAACGGAAACAGUCCAGCAGAAACAGAUGCAGCCAGCAGUGCAACGCUCUACAUUGCGUCCACAGAUCCAGCUGGUGGCACGUAUCCGCUGGGACAAUGGGAAAACAUGCUACCAUCUUGGGUGGUUUGUGCGGCUGUCUGUGAAGUGAUCACGGCAAAAACCGGAAAUGGUUGUGGCUUCUCACCGUGCCAGAAUCUUCCG
Molecule: messenger RNA, 1101 nt
Organism: Mesorhabditis belari
Lineage: Eukaryota; Metazoa; Nematoda; Chromadorea; Rhabditida; Rhabditidae
Source: the annotation of a GenBank genome assembly